Molecule: messenger RNA, 3977 nt
Organism: Brassica napus (rape)
Lineage: Eukaryota; Viridiplantae; Streptophyta; Magnoliopsida; Brassicales; Brassicaceae
Product: G-type lectin S-receptor-like serine/threonine-protein kinase CES101
Exons: 8
Coding region: 946-3792 (948 amino acids)
Biological process (GO): protein phosphorylation
Molecular function (GO): ATP binding; protein serine/threonine kinase activity
Source: RefSeq, a predicted model, not a curated record
ACAUAAAAUAACAAUAGCUUCCAAAUAACACCAUAUCCAGUGAACUAGUUUCCAAAUAACCCCAUAUCCAGUGAAGACCCGGCCUUGACUCCAGAUCCCCAUUGAAGCAGUGCCGACAAGUUUCAAUGGUUUUUGCUCUUGGUUUCAAUUGCAGUUGAGUGUUUUGUUGUCACUGGACGACCUUACGACGAUGUGAAGUUAACCGUAUUUCGGGUUUUCGGAAGCGACAAGUGGCGAGGAGAUUGGUGGCUUUAGGUGGUCUACGGGCUUCAGCUUUUCCUCGGUGGCACUUCUUAAAUAAUCAUAUCAUAUCCCAGUGUCGCUGGUGGUCAUUUGAUCACUUAGGUUGAGGUGAUGGAGGUCUCAAACCGUCUCUCUUGGUAAGUUUGGAAUUUAAUGGAAGCUGCGGAUGCGCCGGUGAAGAGAAAGGGGAGAUAAUCCGGAGCCAGCAGCAACGACGAGUGUCACAUCUGAAGUUAUGACUUACUUGCGGUGUUACUCAUCCCCAGAAAGCUAUGGAGAAUGCAAAUUUUAAGCAUUUUUUAACACUGUUAACUUAAGACAGGGUAAAAAAAAAGGAAACUUUUGCAAACCAAGUUGCUCUAGUUCAAUGGGUUUUGCUCGAGCAAGAGUAUCGAUACUCACUCUGUAUGUACCGUUGUUGCAGCUGCUUAUAGUACUCAGGUCAUUUUAUUUUUCUUUGUUGUAAUUUUAGCAUGUAAGAAGAGUCAACCACAAACUUGGUAGUUAUCACUUAUGACCGUCAUGCUACCGUCUUCAUUGCAAAGAAUUCAAAUUUGGCUCCCACUAGCGUAGACUUGGACUCUUGAUUAUUAUCUAGACUUUGACCUGUAUUAUUAAUUUACAUUGCAUCUUCAGAACCACUUGUGAGAUGAUAUCCAUUGCUAAAUUUUUCCACUUUGCAAGUUUCAUGCUCUUGAAACUAUGUGCACCAUCCUCGCUUUUUUAACAUUAUCUCUCUUGUUAGGAGAAUCAUGCUGUCAGACGGAUACUCUGCUUCAGGGGCAGUUCUUGAAAGAUGGGCAAGAGCUGGUUUCAGCUUUCAAUAUCUUCAAGCUCAAGUUCUUCAACUUCAAGAACUCCAGAAAAUUGUAUCUUGGUGUUUGGUACAACAAUUUGUAUCUGAAUGAUGUCCAGGACAGACCCGUCUGGAUAGCUAACCGUGACAAUCCGAUUCCUAGACGCCCUGGAAGCCUCAUGAUUGACUCUCUUGGCAGACUGAAGAUUUUAAGAGGAGGAGCAUCAAGCCUACUGCUUAACCUGAGUUCUACUGAAAGCACUGGAAACACUACCCUCAAGCUGUUGGAUUCCGGAAAUCUCCAGCUCACGGAGAUGGGUCCUGGUGGAUCCACGAGGGUUCUGUGGCAGAGCUUUGAUUAUCCGACUGAUACUCUUCUCCCUGGGAUGAAACUCGGUUUCAACGUCAAGACCAAGAAGAGAUGGGAGCUGAGAUCAGGGCUAAGUGAUACUUUACCAGCUUCUGGAUCUUUUGUAUUUGGGAUGGAUGCCAAUAUAUCAAACUUAUUGACCAUCUUGUGGCGUGGAAAAAGGUAUUGGGCAAGCGGCCUCUGGUUCAAAGGUCGUUUCUCCUUGGAGGCAUUCAACAACUACGAAUCGGUCUUCUCUUUUAACUCAACAGAGAGUGAACGCAACUUCAUGUUUUCAGUUGAUCGCCGCUAUCCUGAAACAGUGUUUCCCACCAUAACGAUAGACCAACAUGGUUUUUUGCGUAUAAACAGGCUUGACAGAGAGCUAGCACAUGUCCGUUGCUCUCCUUUCACUUUGACUAAAGAGGUCAGUUCCAGGGAUCGGUAUAGGCAAGAUUACAGCGGUCGGUAUGAGAAAGAGUACAGGGAUUGGUAUGAGAAAGAGAUCAGAGAUGGGUAUACGGAUCAGUAUGAGAGAGAGUACAGUGAUCAGUAUGGGGGAAAAUCCAGAGGUUGGUAUGAAAAAAAUUCCAGCGAUUGUUAUGGGAACAAAUCCAGGGAUUGUUUGCAGGCUGGAUGCACAGUUCCUGAUAUGGCACAUGGGUUCCUGAACUGCAAUCCCUUUCGCUCUACCUAUUUCAAAAAGGCAGGACCAGCUUUACUAGGCAGUGGAUCUGUGCUUAAUGAGACUGGUGGAAGACUUAGUUCAGCUGAUUGCCAUGUUAUAUGUCUGCAGAACUGUUCUUGUGUUGCCUAUGCCUCAACCAAUGUGGAUGGUACGGGCUGCGAGAUAUGGACUGAUCCCUGCAAGCUGUGGUAUACUGAUCCUACCAACAACAGGUCGUCUUCUUCUCCUACUUCCAGAAGUAUAUAUAUUCGUGAACAAGGUCCGACAUGUAUGGAAAGUGAUUCGGGAAAUAAUUAUCCGGGCUUUGGGGGAGACAGAGACAAUGGAAAUCCAGUAGUUUGGCUAAUUGUUGGAGCAUCGCUCUUUCUAACCAUACUUGUGAUUGGCUUCAUCAUCUAUAAGUAUAAAGUAAAAGUAACUAAUAUAUUCCGCAAAACAUUCUACUUUUUACGUGGGAAAAUCAUUCAACUAAGCAAGGCCGCUUUUUACUUUUCACGGGAGAAAAUCAUUCAACCAAGUAAGGCGGCGUUUAGCUAUCUAUGGAGGAAAAUCAUUCAACCAAUGAAUGGUUUCAUUGGGAGGAGGCUUCUAACACUGAGGUAUGGUUCAGCAGUAGAUCGCGAAUUGUUACUGCGUGAACUGGGAAUUGAUAGGAGAGGCAGGCACAGGAGAAGUGCAAGGAAGAAUAAUAAUGAACUUAAUAUUUUUAGCUUUGAGAGUGUAGCCUUGGCAACAGAUUACUUCUCUGAUGAGAACUUGCUCGGUGAAGGAGGUUUUGGUCCGGUGUAUAAGGGGAUGUUGAUAAGUGGGGAAGAAGUGGCGAUCAAGAGACUAUCAAUGGCAUCAGGGCAAGGACUGGUGGAGUUCAAGAACGAGGCCAUGCUUAUUGCAAAACUUCAACACACGAAUCUCGUUCAGUUGCUAGGAUGUUGCAUUGAGAAGGAUGAGAAAAUGUUGAUUUAUGAAUACAUGCCCAACAAGGGCCUUGAUUACUUCCUCUUUGAUCCAUUGAGGAAAAAUGUUUUAGAUUGGAGGCUGCGGUUCAGGAUCAUGGAAGGGAUCAUUCAAGGGCUUUUGUACCUUCACAAGUACUCGAGAUUGAAAGUAAUACACAGAGACAUCAAAGCCAGUAACAUUUUGCUGGAUGAGGAUAUGAAUCCGAAGAUAUCGGAUUUUGGGAUGGCUCGGAUAUUUGGAGCCCAAGAAUCCAAAGCCAACACUAGAAGAGUUGCUGGAACAUUUGGCUAUAUGUGUCCUGAGUACUUCAGAGAAGGACUAUUCUCGGCUAAGUCAGAUGUGUUCAGCUUCGGGGUUCUGAUGCUUGAAAUCAUUUGUGGAAGGAAGAACAAUAGCUUCCACCGUGACUCAGAAGGACCUCUCAAUCUCAUAGUUCAUGUGUGGAAUCUGUUUAAAGAGAACCGAGUUGGCGAGGUGAUAGAUCCUUCUUUGGGAGAUUCUGCACUUGAGAACCCUCAAGUGUUGAGAUGCUUUCAAGUUGCUCUCUUGUGUGUACAAGAAAAGCCAGAAGACAGACCAAGUAUGUUAGAUGUUGUGUCCAUGAUAUACGGCGACGGAAACAAUGCUCUUUCUUUGCCUAAAGAGCCAGCUUUCUAUGAUGGUCCCCGGAGAAGCUCGCCAGAUACAGAGGUUGGGCAACCGGAGUCGGAAAAUGCAUCAGUAAACAGAGUUUCCAUCACGGUGAUGGAAGCAAGGUGAAACUAGAGUUACCAUCAUUGGUGUUGUAAUAAUUUAUUUAAUCUCAGUUAAUGUUUGUAAGCUUAGCUUGCAUCUUUUCUAUGCACAACGGUAAAAAAUUGUAUUGAGCUUUUUGGUUUUUUAACCAAACGAAAGAUGUUCAAACUAUAAACUCUCUUCAUGGGGAGGGUUUUUGAUGACUGUCA